AACCUACACCAACAUAAAAGAAGAAUCAGCUGAUUGCUGAAAACAUUUAACAUUUUUAUGUGUGGUGUGAUGAAAACUAAAAUGUUAUCACUACCUGCAUUUAUAAAUAAACAUUGAGGUUUUCCUAAAAGUAUGAAUAGAUAAAACUUUAAAAUAUGGAAUUUGGGUGUUGGUACUUUCUCAUUUUUAAUUUAUCGUUAGUACUUAUACAUUAUGCUACAGGUUUAACAGGCACCUUACAUAAAAAUAUAAAAUACUAUGAGACUAUCCACUCUGACCAACUAACCCAUAAACUAGUCAAGAGGGGUGUCAAGGAAAGUACUCACCCUUACAAUCAAAUAAAGGAGGUGAACUUACGAACUCACGGUAGAGAUUUCCGGCUGAUUCUUUCACCAAAACGAGACAUUUUGCAUUCCAAUUUUAAAGCUUAUGCUGUAGAUGGUGAUGGCAAGGAAACAAGUGUUCAUAUAAAUCGUGAUGAUUUCUAUCAUGGAAGAAUGUUUGGAGAAACAGAUUCACAUGUUAGUAUGCACAUGGAUGAUGGUAUGUUAACUGGUAGCAUACAUCUACCUGAUGAGACAUUUCACAUAGAACCAUCUUGGAGACAUUUGCCUCAUUUUAAUAACCGAACGAUGAUUGUUUACAAACAGUCUGAUAUUAAAUUUAGUUGGGACGCUCAAGAAUCUCCUGAACACCCACCGAGACACAAGGUUUGUGAUUAUGUUAAAGAAGGUGCUGAACUAGAGAGUGACGAAGAUAUUGUAGAUGAAGAUGAAGAGCUUGAGAAGCAUAUAAGGGAAAAGAGACAGAUCGACCAAUAUGAGUACACUCCAACCAAGACUAGAUGCCCUCUACUACUUGUAGCUGAUUACAGAUUUUUCCAAGAGAUGGGUGGGAGUAAUACUAAAACCACUAUAAAUUAUUUAAUUAGCCUUAUUGAUCGUGUUCACAAAAUAUACAAUGACACGAGUUGGCAAGACCGACAAGAAGUAGACGGCUUCAAAGGUAUGGGAUUUGUAAUUAAGAAAAUUGUUGUUCACAGUGAUCCGACUCGAAUAAAAUCUGGCGAAGCUCACUAUAAUAUGUUUAGAGAUAAGUGGGAUGUCAGAAAUUUACUAGAGGCCUUUUCUAGAAAUAAAGACAAUGCGGGAUAUUGUUUAGCACAUUUAUUCACGCACCAAACAUUUAAAACUAGAAAUUCUGUCGUACUUGGCUUGGCGUAUAUUGCAUCUCCUAGAUUGCAUACCAGAGGAGGCAUUUGUAGCAAGGAGUACUUUAAAAACGGCUACACGUUGUACUUAAACUCUGGUCUUAGCUCCAGUAGAAAUCACUACGGUCAAAGAGUUAUUACCAGAGAAGCUGAUUUGGUAACUGCCCACGAAUUUGGGCAUAACUGGGGAUCAGAACACGACCCCGAUAUCCCAGAAUGUUCUCCGAGUGCUAGUCAAGGGGGCUCCUAUCUUAUGUAUACUUAUAGUGUUAGCGGAUACGAUGUAAAUAAUAAAAAAUUUUCCCCAUGUAGUUUAAGAUCUAUCAGAAAGGUUCUGCAGGCUAAGUCUGGCAAGUGCUUCUCAGAACCCGAAGAAAGUUUCUGUGGUAAUCUAAGAGUUGAAGGAGAUGAAGAAUGCGAUGCCGGUCUAUUAGGAACCGAAGAUAAUGACGCGUGCUGUGAUAAGGAUUGUAAACUAAGAUCAAAGGCUAUGUGCAGCGAUAAAAAUUCACCGUGCUGUCAGAACUGCCAAUUCAUGCGCAAUGGUGUCAAAUGCAGAGAUGCGCAGUACGCUACGUGUGAACAGGAGUCGAGAUGCACCGGACAACAGGCGGAAUGCCCCAAAAGUCCGCCCAUGGCAGACGGAACGGAUUGUCAAGAGAGGGGUAAAUGUAGAAAUGGCAAGUGCAUACCCUUCUGCGAAACUCAGGGCAUGCAAAGUUGCAUGUGUGACGUCAUUGAAAACGCCUGUAAAAGAUGUUGUAGAUCGAGCAUUAAUGAGACAUGCUCGCCAGUUGAUUCAGCUGAUAUUUUAGCUGAUGGAACUCCAUGCAUUCAAGGAUUCUGCAAUAAUGGCCACUGCGAAAAGACAGUUCAAGACGUAGUCGAGCGCUUCUGGGACAUAAUAGAAGACAUCAACAUCAACAAAGUCCUACUAUUUUUAAGGGACAAUAUAGUCGGCACGGUCGUACUAGUAACCGCUUUGUUGUGGAUUCCUGCUAGUUGCGUCAUCAGUUACUUCGACAGGAAGCGUCGGAGAGAAGAGUUCAACAGAUGGGAGUGGAGGCACGACAGGAAUCUCGUACAUAGCUCUGAUGGUACAAAGAAAGUGAUACGUUUGAAUAUGCCUAGAUCUAGAAACGUUCAGCAAGUACAGACUAAUCGAUCCCGAGAACCGAUGGGUACUGAAUAAGGUUGCUAGUCUAGGAAAUUUUAUUUAUUGCAGGGAAAAUUAUUUACUGUUUAAAACUCGAUAGAGCUUUCAAUGAUUUUAAAGUGUUUCUGUCUGUUUUAUUUGCGAACGAUGUAUUUUAUGCCAUGACUAGACUUUUUGGUUGUCUGAUCCAGAAUGUAAGGUUCCGUUGUUCUUCUUCUUCAUUUGUUUAAUACCGUUACUUACUUACUCCGUGGCAUAUCCAUUCCCCUCUGUCUUGAGCAAUCUCCAUCCAAUCCUCUAUAAUAAAAUAGUUUGUUGUAAGGGGAAUGAACGUCCCUCUGCUAGGGGUUGGAUAUCAGGAAUACACUAAGUACUCAUAUGUUUAUUUAAUCACUAUAUACGCUAGUAACGAGUUGGUGGACAAAAUCUAUAUUCUAACUACAUUGAUGUCUAAAUAAUGAAUGAUGAAUAAUGAAUGAUCUCUUUCUUUACUUUCUACGUAUCUAUAAAUAAAUCCCAAUUGUCUGUUAUUAUUGACGACAACGUUGUGGCCGUGAAACAGUACAUAAUUGCUGACUCCGUUGUUUUUCGAAACAAGUGGCCUACAUUGCAGAAGCAAUGUCACCUAAUUUACGAAAUCAAAACAAUGCAUGUAAAUAAUAUUUGUUUGAGACUUUUAAAAAUUAAAUCGAUAUGGAUUACUCUUAUUUUUUGAAUGCUAAUAUAAAUCCUGUACACCUCCACGCGCCCAUAGCUUUAAAGUCUCCUGCUAUAUUAUCUCGCCAGCGGAGACGAGGUCGUCUUCCAGUUGGGAGUUCUUCCCAUACGAGCCUUACUAUUCUUUCGUCUGAACAUCUUCUGGCUCUUCUGAGAUGGCCUGCCCAUUGGAGUCUUCUGGAUUUUAUUUCUUUUAUUAUGUUAGCGUCUGGAUAUAGUUCUUCGAGCUCUUUGUUAGUUCUUAUCCUAUAUUGUCCUGCUGCUUCAUCAAACACAGACCCAAAGAUCUUUCUUAGGACUUUUCUUUCCCAAACACGUAGUCGCUCUUCGUUUGUCUUUGUUACCGUCCACGUUUCGUUACCAUACAUGACUACGGGUCGUAUGACUGUUUUUUUUUUAGUUGUAUCUUUGUAUAUCUUGUUAGUUGUUAGGAUUUUAUAUGGUUUUGAAGGGCAUAAAGACAUAUGUUGCCGGCUUGUAACCUUCUGUUUGUUUCUUGUGAUCCGUUAUGGUCUUCAGUUAUUGUUAUAAGAUACUUAAAUUUUCUGACGCGCUCAAAAUUAAAGUUAUCGAUGGUAAUGUUCUGUCCGAUUCUUGUUUCAGUUAUUGCGGCUCAUAUACAAUUAUAUUGUUACAAAACUGACUUUUCUAUGAUCUUUUAGGCACUAAUGUUUAGUUUUAGUUGACUUUAUUUAUUUUUAAUAACGUACUUCUAAACAAAUGAAAAACACGGAAUUUAUAUACUUUAUUUUACAAACUCCGAUAUAUAAUUUAUUUAUUACACCAAAUCUACUAAUUUAUCUAAUUACAAAAAAAUAUAACGCGCCCGUUACAUAUCAAAGUACACUGACGGUUUCAAAUUCACAACUCCUUGCUAAUUUCAAAAUCCCUCUUAUUUAUACAAUGCUUAAUAAUCUCGAACACAAAAGAAUUAUCCAGAAUAAACGAGUAUUUACAUAAUAACUUAAAGCACGUAAAAUCGACUUUACUAGUUCAAUAACAAAAGAACAAUUAUUAGAAAAAGGUAUGUAGACAACUCGAUCGAGAUCUUUUUUUAAAUUAGGGUCCCUCAUAAAUCAUUGUAUAAAAAAGGUUACUUGGUAAACAUCUUCGGCGUCUGUUAGACCGGGAGCUGAAAACAGUCGGGUGACAUAAUCAUGUCACAAUAUGUAUUUAGUUAUGUUUUCAUUGAUUAGGAUCCCCAUCUUCUUUGCUUUCUUCUCGAGCCUUACGAAAGUCCCCUUCAUCCUUAAUCUGGUGUUUCCUAUUGAUAUCAUCUGCAAAUGCUAACAGUAACUUUGGCCCUUCUGAUAGUUGGUGAUAGUUUAUUGCUGAAAUACAUCUGAUAUAAGUUUCGAAACAGUGUAAAAUGUUUAAAAAUUAUUUGCCAUAGAGAGAUAUGCACGUAUAGUAUUUUUACUACAAAAGCGAUAUUACUUAGGUCAAAAUUUUUGACGUAAGAGAACUGUCAAAACAUUAGAAUGUGACUUUUCGUUAUUGCCAUGUUUAUAAUAAACAUGGCAAUAAUGAAAAGUCACAUUCUAAUGUUUUGACAGUUCUCUUAUGUCAAAAAUUUUGACCUACGUAAUAUCGCUUUUGUAGUAAAAAUACUAUAAUAGUCAUUCGUCGUGUAAAAAUAUAUUAUUGAUGUAAUGAAUGCUCUACGUUAUACUUAACGUACUUAUAAGUAAUUAACAUACUCUAGUCAACUGACGAUUUAAACAAAAAUGUUACUUAAUGUUACUUUCUUUUAUAAACGUGAAACGUUAUUGUUUUUUUAAUAAACUAAAAGUCAAACAAUUAGGCAUGCAUGCACGUCAUAGAUUUAAUGACAUCAUCAACAAAUUCAAUAAAUUUUUCCUCAUAUAUUAGUUUUUUCGCUACCAUCAAGUUUAACAGGAAAUCGCUGUUGCCAAAUAAAAAACAUAUGUAUAGUCGGUUCGCUCAACUCAGACACAACUGGCUAGUGAUUUUAGUAGGUAAUUUUUUUGUUUUUGGCAAAUUUUGCCAAAAUUUGCAAAAUUUCUAAAUAUUUAGUAGUUAUUUUUUUUUGCCAAUUUAACCAAAUUGUCAAAAUUACUUACUAAAAUCACUAGUCAAUAGUGUCUGAGUUUAGCGAACCGACUAUAUAUGUAUUUAUCACAGCAACUACAGGCUACAUUGUUUCUUUUUGUCUUUAAGAGUGUGAAACAAAGAUAACUAUCUGCAAUAUAAGUGUCAAAGUUAUGUUGUCCUAUAGGUUAUGUAAGAUUUUUAUUCGUUUAUUUUUUUCUUCUUGUUUUAUGGCCUUGAGAGCUGCGCCAAUUUAGCCGGCAACAUUUCUUAAAAUUAACGCCCAACUAAACCUACCAUACAACAAAACUAUUACGAACCUAAUCGACAAAACAAUGAUAGGUCAGUUACCAUUUACAAUCUCACCAAAUAUAAUAAUGACUUCAUAUCGUCCCUGCCAUUUCCAACUGUCGAAUGUGAAAAGUGAUACUUUUCAGGAGAGCAAAAUAACUCUUUUUUAGAGACCCCUAAAUCAGCGCAUUGACAAAUGGGAAAAUUUUUAUAUUUUUUGUAUGUAAUGUUUAAUCCUUGUUAGAUUGAUAACAAAUUUUAACUGCUUAUCAUUUUUUUCUUUCCAAAAAAUCACAUUCGUUACUUUGCUUUUUGUAUUAAUCAAAGAUUUGUUUCGGUCCGAUGAUUCAAAGUAGUGAAUGUAUAAUAGCGAAUAACUGUAUAAUCAAAUAAUGAAAAUCCGUUAAAAUGAAAUCAUAAAUUGCCUCACAAGAAUUUCUUGGAAGCGAUACUGAAACAAAAUUCGCACAAAUUGUAAACACGUACAUUUUAUUCUUCUCAGCAGUUUAGCAUUUUCGACAGUAGUUUACAGAUUAUAAUUUAAUAACUGUUGAAUAAAUUACAGCACAAACUAACGAAUGUGACACAUUCGACAUUCAGCGUACAUUCAGCGGACAUACCUUUAGUUAUAUUUAUACAAAACAAAAGUAUCGAAUAUAACCAUUCUCGUCAGUUUGCAGUCAACCAAAUGAAAAAAUGUUCAUAUUCGAUGGUUUGAACAGCAUAUUUCCCGCGCUCCUAAUCAAGCUACAAUAACGAGAAUUUGCCACAAGAUGGUAUCACGUAUAAUGCGAGGGCAAGGUAUCGAAACUGAAAAACCCGAUUUUUCACAUUCGAUAGUUGGAAAUGGUAGGGACGAUAUAAACUCGUCAUUAAUUCUAGCCAAUGAAAUGCUCGCUAUAAUAGGAAUGGCAUGUCAAAAAAAUCUGAUUAUUUCCUAUAUAUUUUUUCAAAUUUAGGAUAUGACAAGGAAAAAAUUACGUGCAUUCCUUAUUGUUUGACUUUUCCUAAAGUUAAGUAAUAGUUGUAAAAAGUGUUUAAUUUAAAUAGUUACCAUUGACAUUGACAUAUCGAAUAUCGAGGAAAUGUUCGUUCAGUAAGCACUUUUCGCAAAAUUGACAAAUAAUCUUUUUCUCAUGGGCAUCUUUUAGUGCGUCACAGUUUUUCGAUUUCUUUCUAACGUAUUAAAUUGUAUGUGACAGAAAAAAGGCACGUCCGUGAUUACAGACAUUUAUAACAUUUAUUCUAGUUGUCGACAGAUGGCGCUAUAAUCGAAAAAAAAUAUUUACGAAUUAUAUAAUAUAUCUACGAAUAUAAUCUGUACAAUUUAUAAAUAUACAAUUUACAUGUGUAUAAACACAAUUGAUUUGUUUUUAUGCCAAAUUGCAAAUAAAAUGUGACAACUGUCAGAUUUAACUAAAAUGUCAUGUUAGAAUAAAUGUUAUAAAUGUGUAUUAUCACGGACUUUCCUUUUUUUCUAUCAUUUGUGACGCACUGAAAGAUGCCCAUGAGAAAAAGUAUAUCUUUACUCAUUUUAUAAUACAUAUUUACCAUUUUCAUGUUAGGCUAAGAUUAUUAAAUUUGUUUCAUUUUAAAAGUAACCUAAUUGAAAAUUUCCACAUUCCAAGAAAAGCAUUUUUAAUUCACUACUUAAGGUAGGAAUACACGAGAGAGUUCUUUAAAAGAUUUUGACCGGCGUGGAUCAAUAAUAUACCACUUCAUUGAGCCGUCGUCAGUACUCUUCCCUUAUCUAGAACAAUGUUUAGAAGUAAAAAAUGGGUAAUUUUGGUUUUAUUAUAAUAAUUAAAUAUAACAAAUUAAUAUAAACCCAAAAAGUUACAUUUUAUGUUCAUUCAGACAUUAUAGUUUAUUUUUUAACCAGGAGGAAUAAACUAAAAAGACAGAUUCACACCCAAGAAAGUCACUAGAAUAAUAACCAAAUACAUUUUCUUUUUUGGUUGAUCUAGUCGGCCCUCAACGGUAAACUAAUCCAUAAAUAUUAUAUUAAAUUAAUACGUCGCUAAAGAGUUCCAAAAACAACUGCUUUUUAUAUAAAAGCAGACUAACAAUCUAAAAAUUAAAGGAAUAACACAGGAAACACAAAAAUCGCCGAUAUAACUUAAUUAACAUAUGAAAUGUCACUAGUGUCAAAAUUUGAUAAAUGUCAAUUGUAAAAAUUUUAUAACAGUGGAGUAAACUUGCCUGCGGUUCACAGUGGUUCCAAAUGCCGAAAACGUGGUCAUGAACUUUUAAAAGCGUUUAUUGUUCAUACACUUCGGAACUACUUUCGUUUUGAGGGUUUUUGGCAUCGCUGAUUACGAAUUUGACAUUAUUUUUUCUGAAGAACAAAAUGGCGGAUCCAACAUGGCGGAAAUAAUAAAAUAUCAAUCAAAACGCAAUUUUUUUUAUUAAAUUUGGUAGUUUAAGGUCCCUGAUUACAAAUCUAACAUUACUUUUUUUAAAAACAAAAUUGUGGAUCCAAUGUGGCCGAAAGAAAUUCGAAAAUUUUAUUUUAAACGCAUAUUUGUUUAAAAUUUUAUAUUAUAAGGGUCUUUUAAAAUUGCUGAUUACCAAUACAUUUUGUUUAUGAAGUACAGUAUCCAGAAACUAUUACUUAUGUACAACCGCCCAUACAUACUCAACAAUCGCCAGAAUCAUGUAAUAUGCGUCCACUUUUAUAUUCAAACAACUGCCAGUAAUGCAUAGGCAGUUAUAGGCAGCUAAACCAAAGUGAUUCUGUAUCUUCUUACUGUAUACUUCAAGAUUAAUAAACAUUAGUCGCAGAAUUUUGUACUUUUUGAAUGUAUUUUUACAAAAGUUUAAUUAUUUCAAGUAUAUUUUCACUAUUUAUGCAUAAACAAAUUUAAGGUAUUUAUUGUUAGUAAAUCUUAAGUUAACUUACAUCUUACAUCACUACAUACUUGAAAAAGAAGAAUCUGCUUUACAGCGAUAAAUAAAAUUGAUCAACUACAAAACGUUUUACAGCGUUUUCAAUAUACGCGUUCUUUUUCACUUUCUCUGCCGGCCAAAAUACCCUCGUACAUGGCUCACUUGUUCCUGAGCUAUGAGCCACAAUAUAUCCAGUCUGAUCCCUAUACCUGCCUAUUACGACUCUACGAUAGUAUGAGAACACAAAUGUAAACAUGAGAAUCCCUAGAUAGGGACAGUUUUCUUCGCCUCAUGACCACGUUUUCAGCAUUUGGAACCACUGUGCGGUUGGACCAAUUACAAACAAGCAAUACAGCGCGGUAAAUUUGAAUCACUCCUCUUGGUUAAAAACAAACCAUAGUUACAUCGGGGAAUUUGACAGGUCAGAUGAUGAUUAUUAAAAAAUACCUCUCGUGUGUUCCUAUCACAUCAAUAUAUGCCUUAUUUAUUUAAAUACAUAGUGACUUACCAUUACUUGUUAAUUUCCAAAUUUAAUGUAAUUUAUGUACAGCAGAAUUUGUUUAAUGUAUGAUGUGAUAUUCAUAUGCAGCGAUAUUACAUAGAUAUUACGGAUAUGGUAUUUUCUACCUUUUAAAGUGGCAUAACACUGCAAAAACACUGGACAUUCCAAAUUGUCAAAAAUAUCCAAAUUCUUUCCAAAAAUCCCUACUCUCAUACCUAUUUUCUUCAAAAUUAAAAUAUAAGUUUGUGACUUCCAUUUUUUUAUCACACUUUAAUGCCGAUGUCAAGAUGUUCUUUUGUUUUCUCCUUCAUAUAUAUUGUUCGGUAAGUAACAUCUUACAAAUAUAGUCGAUUCGCUAAUCUCAGACACAACUUUCUAGUAAUUUUAGUAGGUAAUUAUUUUUUUGCGAAGUUAAGUAUGUAGUUACAUUUUGACAAACUAUUCUUUUUCUCAUAGGCAUCUUUCAGUGCAUCACAGUUUUUCGAUUUCUUUCUAACGCUUUAAAUUGUAUGUGACAGAAAAAAGUCACGUCCGUGAUUACAGACAUUUAUAACAUUUAUUUUAGUUGUAGAUAGAUGGCGCUAUAAUCGAAAGAAAAUUAUUUACGAAUUAUAUAAUAUAUCUACGAAUAUAAUCUGUACAAUUUAUAAGACUAUACAAAUCAAAGAAAAUACAAUUUUAUAAAUGCAAUAAACAUAAUUGAUUUGUUUUUAUGCAAAAUUGCAAAUAAAAUGUGACAACUAUCAGAUUUAACUAAAAUGUCAUGUUAGAAUAAAUGUUAUAAAUGUGUAUUAUCACGGACUUACCUUUUUUUCUAUUUGUGACGCACUGAAAAAUGACCAUGAAAAGGACCAUACAACCAAGCACACGUGCUCAUAGCCAAUAUUAACAGAAAAAAAAAAUAACGAAACAACAAUAAUACUAAUAUCUAAUAAUAUAAACACCGCGAAUAAUACAAUUAUUUACUAUAUGUUAAAUUAUAAUAACUGAAAUUAUAUAUUUUGAAUAUAUACUGAAAAUUGUAUGAAUUAUAUUUUAUUUUAAAAUACACUCCUACUAUUUCUAAUAGUGUGAGGUAGGAACUUUUGUGUUGUAUGUUUCCUACUCUGAUUCUGUCAAAAUGCGUCUGAGUUGAGCGAAUGGAGUUUAGCAGCAUUACCUGUUUUGUAGCUGUGACUGGUGAUUUAAAAUAAAUAAGGUGUAGUUUAUUAACGCAUUUAUUACUUACCAUUGACGUAACUUAAUUAAGUACUUAACAUGACAUUAAUGAACAAUUUAUACCCAAAUGUAAUAUAUUUUCUGUUUUUA
Molecule: messenger RNA, 10125 nt
Organism: Diabrotica virgifera virgifera (western corn rootworm)
Lineage: Eukaryota; Metazoa; Arthropoda; Insecta; Coleoptera; Chrysomelidae
Gene: Tace
Product: ADAM 17-like protease
Exons: 10
Coding region: 156-2402 (748 amino acids)
Biological process (GO): Notch signaling pathway; membrane protein ectodomain proteolysis
Cellular component (GO): plasma membrane
Molecular function (GO): metalloendopeptidase activity
Source: RefSeq, a predicted model, not a curated record